Ricinus communis (castor bean) is the source of this 2065-nucleotide messenger RNA. RefSeq names its product probable beta-1,3-galactosyltransferase 2. The transcript is spliced from 11 exons. The record is from RefSeq and is a predicted model, not a curated record. Gene Ontology annotation, molecular function: hexosyltransferase activity. Bases 517 to 1734 code for a protein of 405 amino acids. Gene Ontology annotation, cellular component: Golgi membrane. Lineage: Eukaryota; Viridiplantae; Streptophyta; Magnoliopsida; Malpighiales; Euphorbiaceae.
UGGAAAAAUAAAAAAGAAUUUUGUAUUUCCUAACUCGUUGUUAUUACACGUUUCUCUCUGCACUACCAUUUUUGGAACUGCAGAGUGCAGACUGCAACAAACUCCAUUUCUGUACAAGAUACAGACACAGAGUGACAGAGACACAAAAAGACGCAAACUUUAAUUGAAACCCAAGUGACAAAUUCACCUUUCUAGUGGAAAGAAAGAUGUUUUAGAUCGAAAAGAACAGUCUUCUACAUACAAUCUCGAUGUGUGUGAGUGUGCUGUGGCUUUUGUCUGUAUAGCGUGUAAAGUUUAGCUCUCCUGUCUUGAUUUUCAUUCUUUUUUCUGUUUCUUUCAUUUUUGAAUUUUGUGUGGUGCAUUAAGGUCUGUGAAGAUUCUUCUGGUGUUAAAAACAAUAGUUGUUCUUUUUGGAUCUGGGUUUGAGUCAACUCAUUGUAUUGACUCAGGAUUUGAAAUGGGUUUUGGUUCUGUUUAGCUUCUUUAAUUUGGUCUUUCAAGAGAAAUUUUAACAUAAUGACUUGGAAGAGUAGAGGAGUAGAUACAUCUGCUAAGGGUGUGGUUUCAAAGAAAUGGACCCUUCUGUUUUGUAUUGGGUGCUUCUGCGCUGGGAUGCUAUUCUCAGACAGAAUGUGGACUGUGCCUGAAGUUAAGGGUAUAUCAAGGACAAACAGGUUUGAAGAUGAAAAGUUAAAUCUAGUUUCAGAGGGAUGUGCCCCAGAAACUAAGGAUGUAAAACAUGAAGCCAAGGACAUAAUGGGGGAAGUUUCAAAGACACAUCAUGCUAUACAGACUCUAGAUAAAACAAUAUCAAAUUUGGAGAUGGAAUUAGCAGCUGCAAGAGCUGCACAGGAAUCCAUACUAAAUGGUUCUCCAGUGUCGGAUAAUUUAAAAAUCACUGAUUCAAGUGUGAAAAGAAAGUAUUUAAUGGUUAUAGGUAUAAAUACUGCUUUUAGUAGCCGGAAGCGAAGAGAUUCAGUUCGCUCUUCUUGGAUGCCUCAAGGUGAUAAAAGCAAGAAGCUGGAGGAAGAGAAGGGCAUCAUAAUUCGCUUUGUGAUAGGCCACAGUGCUACAGCAGGUGGCAUCCUUGAUAGAGCUAUUGAAGCAGAAGACAAGAAGCAUGGCGACUUCUUGAGGCUGGAGCAUGUUGAGGGUUACCUUGAAUUGUCGGCAAAGACCAAGACAUACUUUGCUACUGCUGUUGCUUUGUGGGAUGCUGAUUUUUAUGUCAAAGUUGAUGACGAUGUGCAUGUAAAUAUAGCAACCCUUGGAACAACCUUAGCUAGACAUCGGUCAAAGCCCAGGGUCUAUAUAGGGUGUAUGAAAUCUGGUCCAGUCCUCGCUCACAAGGGAGUGAAAUAUCAUGAACCUGAGUAUUGGAAAUUUGGGGAGGAAGGAAACAAGUAUUUUCGGCAUGCUACAGGACAGCUAUAUGCUAUUUCAAAUGAUUUGGCUACUUACAUAUCAAUCAACCAGCAUGUGCUUCACAAGUAUGCAAAUGAAGAUGUUUCACUUGGGUCAUGGUUUAUUGGACUGGAUGUGGAGCAUAUUGAUGACAGGAGACUAUGUUGUGGUACCCCACCUGACUGUGAGUGGAAGGCUCAGGCAGGCAACAUCUGCGUUGCUUCAUUUGAUUGGAGCUGUAGUGGGAUUUGCAAGUCCGUUGAGAGAAUCAAGGAGGUUCACGGGCGUUGCGGGGAAGGAGAGAAUGCAUUAUGGAGUGCAGAAUUCUGAUAAGUAGCUAUCCUUCCAAACUCAGGAGGAAGCAAAAUAGAUGCGUUGAGAUAUAACAUUAGGGCUAUGGGUUUAGAGGAAUGUGUCUGUGCGUGUCAAAAUGUAAAAUGAGAGAGAGAGAUGGGUUGAGGGGAUGUGUUCUUGCCAUUGGGGAUUCUGCUCCAUUUUAGCCAAGGGGCAAGAACCAUUAGCAAUUUAUAAGGAAAAGAGACGCUAAUUAUUUAUUCUUUGUAUGCUUGGAGGAGCCAUUUUGUAAGUUUGCCAUGGCUGAUGAAAAAAACUCCAGAAUAAGUUCUAAAUUUUGAGCAAGCAUCUUCUGCCCUUUGUUUCA